UCUGACCCCUCCCGGCCGAGCCUCGUCCUCGCCUCCCCCUCCCCAGCCCCACUGGGCCCAGGCCCCCCUACUUCUGCCUGCGCUGUGACCCCCCCAACCGCCGGCACGGCCCCGCCCCCGCUGCCCCGGUGGUGGCCCACGGCCCCCCGGCUGCCCGUGGUCAAACUGGAGUCGCUGAAGCGCUGGAACGAAGAGAGGGGCCUGUGGUGUGAGAAAGGGGUGCAGGUGCUGCUGACAACCGUGGGAGCCUUCGCCGCCUUCGGCCUCAUGACCAUUGCCAUCAGCACCGACUACUGGCUGUACACGCGCGCUCUCAUCUGCAACACCACCAAUCUGACGGCCCCCGACGACGGGCCGCCCCACCGAGGGGGCGGCGGCUCCUCGGAGAAGAAGGACCCCGGCGGCCUCACCCAUUCGGGCCUUUGGAGGAUCUGCUGCCUGGAAGGGUUGAAAAGAGGCGUCUGCGUGAAGAUCAACCAUUUCCCGGAGGACACGGACUACGACCAUGACAGCGCGGAGUAUCUGCUCCGAGUUGUCCGGGCCUCCAGCAUCUUCCCCAUCCUCAGCGCCAUCCUGCUGCUGCUCGGGGGCGUGUGUGUGGCAGCCUCCCGGGUCUACAAGUCCAAGAGGAACAUCAUUCUGGGCGCAGGGAUCCUGUUCGUGGCAGCAGGCCUGAGCAACAUCAUCGGCGUGAUCGUGUACAUCUCUGCCAACGCGGGCGAGCCGGGCCCGAAGCGGGACGAGGAAAAGAAGAACCACUAUUCGUACGGCUGGUCCUUCUACUUUGGCGGGCUGUCAUUCAUCCUGGCCGAGGUGAUCGGCGUGCUGGCCGUCAACAUUUACAUCGAGCGCAGCCGCGAGGCACACUGCCAGUCUCGCUCGGACCUGCUCAAGGCCGGCGGGGGCGCGGGCGGCAGUGGCGGGAGCGGCCCCUCGGCCAUCCUCCGUCUGCCCAGUUACCGCUUCCGCUACCGCCGCCGCUCCCGCUCUAGCUCCCGCUCCAGCGAGCCAUCGCCGUCGCGGGACGCGUCUCCCGGCGGCGCCGGGGGUCCAGGCUUCGCAUCCACGGACAUCUCCAUGUACACGCUCAGCCGCGACCCGUCCAAGGGCAGCGUGGCGGCGGGGCUGGCGGGGGCCGGCGGCGGGGCGUUCGGCGGCGCGGCUGGGGGCGCGAGCGGCGGGGCGGGCGCCGAGCGGGACCGCGGGGGGGCACCUGGCUUCCUCACGCUGCACAACGCCUUCCCCAAGGAGGCGGGCGGAGGCGUCACGGUCACUGUAACCGGGCCCCCAGCCGCGCCCGCACCUGCCCCACCAGCGCCCGCCGCGCCCGCCCCUGGGACCCUGGCCAAGGAGACCGCCGCCUCCAACACCAACACCCUCAACAGGAAAACCACGCCGGUGUAGGGGCGCGCCGGGGGCGCCGGGGGGCGUGGCCGGGGCGCGUGCGCGGGCGCGCGUGCAACGAGGCUGCCAGGGGUUGGAGGUGCCUCCCUCCUUCCCCGUGAGCGCGCUGGAGACUGUUUGGCCUUACCCCUGCGACCCCUCCCCAUCCCCCGGAGGCGGGGAGGCCCCCCCACCCCCCCAUCAGGGAUCAGGGACCCCGAUGGAGGGGUAAGGGGAGGGAAGGGAGGGGCCGUGUGAGGGAACGUCGUGUUUUAUUUUUUUGUGGGGUUGGGGGGAGGGGGGAGGGCUGUGGUGUUUUUUGCAGUUUUGAGAUGUUUUCUUUUUAAUGUUUUGCUGUGUGCAUGUGGGGGCGGGGCGGGGGGCGGGAGGGACUCCCAACCCAGCCCAACUCCUGGAGAGGGGCCCAUAACUCACGAAUAUAUAGUUAUACCUACAAACUAUAUGCUCUAUAUCAAGAGACAGGUAAAGAGAAGGGGUGAGGAAAGGUGGAGUGACAAGGCAUGGACGUGGACAUUCAUUUAUUUUUUCAUUCAUUAUUCCACAAGGGUUUACUAUUUUCAUUUAUUACCGGCAAUUUAUUUGUGCACCUAAGUGCUAGACAUUGUGCUGAAUGUUGAAUACACAGCGAGGAAGACAAACAGGGCCCCCAACGUCCUUAUGGAGUUUACAUCUCUUGUGCAUUAGACAGACAAUCGAAAACUGCACAACAGUAAGUUGCCGUUAGGAUAUAUGAGAAAUCCAAAGUGCUACAAAAUGCUCCAUCAGAGGGGCUUAACCCAGAUUGAAAGGAAGGGAUAUUUUAGCUGACACUGAAAGGAUGACAAGCUAGCCAAGUGAAGCUGGGGGGAAGUGUUUAGCCGGAGAACAGCAUAUGCAAAGGCCCUGGGGCAGGAGGAGCUUCCAGAGAAAGCCACCUAGUAGUGAGCCAGGUGCAUCUGUAACAACGUGAGGCUGGAGACAUGGGCAGGGCCAGACUGACUGGAGACUUCUAGGUUAGGUGUGGAGUUUAAACAUUAUUCUGAGGGCAGUGGGGAGCCAUGAAAUGAAUGGCUUUCAGUAGGAGCACAUUGUGAAUGGUGUACAAAGGGGAAGCAGGAACUCAAGAGAUGAGAGUUAGAGGCAGAGACAUGCUGGAAUUCAGCAUCAAACAGGCACUGGUCCUUGAAGUUCACACUAGUGGGAGGAAGCAGAUAAUGGCACAAACACUGAAGCACAGGAAUGGUGUCUGGCAUGCAGGAAAGGUGCUGGGACUUACAGAUUAGUGUUUCAUUCAUUCAUUCAGCCAUUCACUUGCUGACAUUUUUGAGCUGCUAAUGUACCAGGCAGCAGUGCACUAAAAUCAGGAUACCCUGAGGUGAAACAAUGAAGCAGACCCGACAGGAGCCUUUAAACACCACAAUCUAGGCAGGACUACCACGAUGAGCACCUUCAACAGCAGAGUGACCAGCUGCCAGGAGUGGGCAGUACUCAGAAAUUUCCCGGAGAAUGUCAGGCCCAGCCUGGGUUUCAGAAGGAGUCUGCCAGAUGAUGAAGGGGUGAGGAAGGCUUUUGGGCAAAAGAACUACUCGGGCAAAGGCCUGGGGGAGUGAAACAGUGCAGGGCAUGGGGGCGAGAGGUAAGCCCAGAGAAGCGGCUAGAAGCCAGAGUGUGAGGUGCUGGAGUUCCAGGCAGAGGGGUUGGGAUGUCCUAAGGGUAGUGAGGAGACACGGGAGAGCUUUGAGCAGGCGAAGUGCAGAAUCAGGUGGUGUUAAAAGGAGCCUCCUGGGAUGAGACGGGUGCAGUGAGAGGAGGGCAGUUGAACUGGACAAGGGCUGUGGGGGUGGAGAGGAGUAUGAGUUUGAAGGUCACUGAGGACACAGAAGGGCUGGUGCUUAGUGGGUGUUCCUUCAUUGGCUCAGCAAAUAUUUCCUGAGGUCUCCCAGGUGCCAAGCCCCGUACUGCAAGAUGCUGGGAGUGCAGAGAUGAUUCAGGUCCUGCCCGCCACGCAGGGGAUCCUAGUCCCCUGGGAAGACAGAUGGGACAUAGAGGGAGUGGGCAGCAAUGGCACCAGGCAAUGUCAGGGAGAGAUGCUGGGAAAUGUGGGGCAAGGAAUACAAAUUAGCAAGACUGGAACUUGGUGUAGGGAUGAUCAAUGGAGAGAAGGGGGACAGGAAGACGCAAGUUUGGUGGGAGAUGGGGCUCUUUGGUGGAGGAGGGGGCAGAACUCGAUAGGGGAUAGUGGUUUCUAGGGUCCAAAGGCCAAAAAGCAAGAAAGAAGUAGAGGAUGGGCAGAGGGAGAGAAAUAGGAGCGGAGUUGGAGGAGGAGAGAUGGAGAGAGGCUCGAGGGAGGGGAGAUGGGGGAGGAAGGAUGAGGGCAAUAGAGACCCAAACUAGGUGAGUCAGUGAGAAAAAGAAAGGCGAUUCAGAGAGGUGAGAAAAAAGGACAGGCGAGAGAUUGAUGCAAAGGUGCAUGAAGAAGAGAGACAUCUGAGAUAUAAAAAUGCACAGAGAUGGAGAGGUAAAACAACAGAGAAAGAUCCAGAGAUCUGCCUAGGAAGAAAUAUGAAGACUUAGAAGUGAGUAUAAUGCAUAGGAAUGACUCAUUUCUUUGCUUGCUUGUUUUCAGUAUUCAAGAAAUAGUCAUUGAGUGCCAUCCUGUUCUAGACUCAGGCUAGGCCCAAGGCCUAUGGUGAGCCGACGGUCAAGGUCCUGCUAUCCUGGAACCCACAGGAGAGGCAAACAAUUAGUAAUAAGAGGAUUUCAGUUUUGGGGAACUGCUUUAAAAACUAGGCAGGAUGUAGUGACAAAGAUCGUGCAGGGGCUUUGAGAAGACCUCCCUGCAGAGGUAACGUUUGAACAGAAACAUGGGUUAUGAAAAGGAAAAGGACAGGGCAAGCUUUCUGGCCACAGCAGGUAGCACAAAUGCCCAGAGAAGUCCCCAGGUUGGCAAGGAGGCUCUGAAGUGGUUGGCAAGUUAACAAGCGUGAGCAAAUCCACGUGAGGUCAGAAGCGCAGGCUGGUACCAGGCCAAUCAUGUAGGGCCUUGUAGUCCUGGGAAGAAGCUUGAAUUUUAUUCUAGACUCCAUAGGAUGAGCACAGGCAUAGAAUGAUUAUAUUUUUAUUUAAACAAACAAACAAAAUAAUAGAGCCAAGUUGUGCUGAGAAUAGAUUUAGGAGUGAAAGUGGCUGUAAGGAGUUAGGGCUGUGAACUUAGUCCAUUUCAGGCCGAUGGUGGCCUGGACACACAUGGAGUCAGGUUGGAGAGCAACGGAAGAAGGGGGCACAGGAUUUUGGAAGCAGAGCUUAUAGUGGAGGCGAACUGGAUGUAGCAGGACAAGGAAAGAGAAACCAAAGUGAGGGAAAGAGGAACUCUUAAUUGGGCAGGUGCCUCUUAAGUGGAUGCUGCUGGGUACCCCCAGAAAGGGGGCCCCCAGGAAGGAGUCAGGAUAUAGGUGGAAGAAUUGGGUGUCCUCUUCUGGACAUGGGUCUAAAAGAGAUGACUGUGGGAAACCCAAGUGGGGUAUCAGGUAGCCAGUUGGUAAUGUGAGACUACAGCUGGGGGGAGAGGUCAUGGCUAGAAAUACAAGUUUUGGAAACAUCAGCAUAUAGGAGAUGUUUAAAGCUGCGGGACUGGAUGAGGUGACCUAGGAGAUGAGUGUGGAUGGAGAGGUGACCCCGGCCGAGCCUGGGGGCAUGUGCAUCAGGGCAGAAGGGGAACAUGAGGUCGCCCGAGACCAGGAGGAAGGUUGGGAAAGCAAAGUGACUGUUGGUUUGAUACCAUGACCUUGAUAUGAGGUCAUUGCAGUGCAGUGGUGGGGACUGGGGCUCUGCGUGAGUGGAAAGAGAAAGAAAGAGGGAGGGAAAGGAGAUUAGACCAUCCUGGUAUGCGACAAGAACCUCCACACGAAAGAAAGUUUGUACCCUUUCUGUGAAAGGAGAGACAGGGAGAUGGUGGACAGAACUGAAAUGAGAGUUGUUACAACAGGCAUACUGAGAAAGAUGGGGAGACCCAGGGCUGGGAGGGGCAUAGAUUCCGGGUGGGGAGAGCAGGUGGACCAUCCCCAGGGCUGCUCUGCCAGCUACCAGCACCAAGCUCACUCAGAAUCCCUCUCUGGAGCCUGUCAAGGCCUGGGAAGAUCCAGUGAAGUGAAAUGAAGAACAGGUUUCACCCAUUCAUUUAAGAAAUUUCCCAAGGCCUUCCAGCUGACCAAGCCCUGCCUCUCAGAGUUGCCUGAGUCGGGAGACAGGUAGGGCGGCCAGUUAGAAUGUAGAGGGAGGUGACAUCUGAUGUGGGCACCUUCCCAAGCUUGGGAGGGGAUGUGUGUGCGUGUGUCAACAGCUCACUUCAUCUAUUCAUUCAUUUGCCCAUACAUUCAUUCAUCUAACACACAUUUCCUAAGGCUUCCUGUGUGGUCCUGGGCUGGGUGGUGCUGAGGAUGAGGAGACAAGUUCCUUCGCACCAGGGCCCUGCCCGAGGCUGGAGAGAGCCGACAGACACUCCCAGUGACAUCCAGGGUGCUGUGUGCUCCAUUGGAAGUGCCACAGGGGACACCAGCCCCACUGGAGCAGCCAACCAUGGGCGAAGGAGUUGGUGAAAGGUGGGACCCACCUGGGCCUUGGGCACAAGGGCUGUGUGUGGGGGUGAAGGGUUGAAGACCAGGAGAGACAGGGAUUCCACACAGCUGUUCUGUCCCUGCCCCUGGGGGAGUGAAACUGGAUGGAAGGUCCUCUGGGGUGCCCCGGUCUAAUAAACUCAAUGA
This is a messenger RNA of Rhinolophus ferrumequinum (greater horseshoe bat), 6143 nucleotides long. RefSeq names its product calcium voltage-gated channel auxiliary subunit gamma 8 (gene CACNG8). Gene Ontology annotation, biological process: calcium ion transport; regulation of AMPA receptor activity; neurotransmitter receptor transport, postsynaptic endosome to lysosome. Gene Ontology annotation, cellular component: AMPA glutamate receptor complex; postsynaptic density membrane. Gene Ontology annotation, molecular function: voltage-gated calcium channel activity; channel regulator activity. The annotation marks the transcript as partial. The transcript is spliced from 4 exons. The record is from RefSeq and is a predicted model, not a curated record. Lineage: Eukaryota; Metazoa; Chordata; Mammalia; Chiroptera; Rhinolophidae.